Molecule: messenger RNA, 8320 nt
Organism: Leptopilina heterotoma
Lineage: Eukaryota; Metazoa; Arthropoda; Insecta; Hymenoptera; Figitidae
Gene: tio
Product: protein tiptop-like
Exons: 4
Coding region: 953-4828 (1291 amino acids)
Biological process (GO): regulation of transcription by RNA polymerase II
Cellular component (GO): nucleus
Molecular function (GO): DNA binding; DNA-binding transcription factor activity, RNA polymerase II-specific
Source: RefSeq, a predicted model, not a curated record
UCGUUUCCGCUGCGACGCCAGACCGUAGUCAGUCAGCGCUGGACCGCCGCCCGCUCGAUUUCGAAUUUUACGUCGAGUCUUCACUUUCUCAUAAUAAUAAAUCAAACUGUGAGCUUCCCGCCCGUGAGUGACAACCACCGAACUAUAUACACUCAGAGAGAGAAAGAGAGAGAGAGAGAGAGAGCUGUCAUUCCGACCUCAUAACGUCUAAUCAUCCUCCUGACAAUUUCCCAAUUCCCAAGUGAUCAAUAUUCGACUUUUUAACAUUUUAGGUUGUUUUCCGAUUUUUUCUCUUUUCAAGAAUCCCUACGAGUAGUUGACACACCAGUUGAUUUGCUUUUGCGAAAAAACAUUUCAAAAGAAACAAUUUUCUUCUAUUCGACUGGAUUUUCGUCUUUAAUGUGGAAGUUCUUCAAAAACACAGUGAAUAAGGUUAACGAUUUUACCGCCAUUUUUUUGUUUGCCUUUUAAUUACAAGAGAGAGCGCAUGUUGUGAUAGGAACAGAAAAGACAUGCUUUGGCAUGUGUGUUACGUGCAAAAAAAUUUCUCCUGGAUUUAAAUAACAAGUUGGUGAAAAAAAAAAAAAUUAGUGAAAAAAAAUUUUCCAUUUGUUUAUUUGUGAAACGAAUGACAAGUUUUUAGAAGUGCUCGUGAAUGAUGAGAGUUUGGAGGUUAUAUCAAUUAUUUGUGACGCUAGAUAUGUGCUUAAAGUGAUAAUAACCGGAAGAAAUUCAAUGUUCUAUUAAUAAGUAAAGGUAGAAGAUUUUUCAAGAAGAAAACUGCAAAUUGUUAAUAGAGAAGACCUGGAGGCCUCAAGGAAAAUCGAGCCCCCCCGCAGGACUCAGAUGCCCCGCAGGAAACAGCACGCUCCGCAACGUAUGAAAUGUAAGUAGUGGUCUCCAAUCGUACAGAAAAACCAACCACUGACCCUGCCGGUACUGGACGGGAGAUAUGCGAAGCAAGCAACAGCCAAGGCCUUCCUUCCGGUGGCCGCAGCAGCGCGGCGAUAACAUUACCGGGGAGGACGGCGUCGAAAGUUCGGGUCCCGGGACAGACCUGCAAGGUGAGGAGGGUGACUGCAUGGAUGAAGAUGGACCGAAUAGUCCGAAUGAAAGGGUUGGAGCACCAGCAGUUAAAGAAGACGAAAAUGGAGAAGUCAGUGAUGAAGAAGAUGAUGAAAGAAAUUGUCCCCUGACUUCACCUUCUUCUAUCACAGCACGAUUGAACCCUGCCGCCAUAAGAGAUACGGGUCCUCCAGAUAGGGAACCAAUGAGUCCUCGUUGUCCUUCGAGAGACUCUCGGGAAUCGUCUGGUCCAGCUGUCGGAAGUCCUCCACCACCAGCAAUCCGAAAUAGCGCCAGUCCCGUCAGUCCUAGUAGCAUUGUUCCUCUACCUCUUGGGACUCAUCCACUCUUACCUUCUCAUUCGGCGGCAGUGAUGGCAGCCUACCUUCAGCAAACGCAUCAGCGUCUUCUUCUAGGUCAUUCACCAUUAUCCCGUGGAUCUGUGUCACCUCUGGUUACGUCUUCUUGUUCACCACCUGCCGCAACUCCUGGUCUCUUGAUCUCACCAACGAGUGGUGGAGAAACAUCACCCGUUGCAACUCCUUUACCAGCGGUUCUUGACUUCAGUACGAGAAAGGCUUCAUCAACUGAAGACGAAGACGAGCAGAUUUUAAAUCUUAGUAAACCUCCCACGCCAUCUUCUUCAACGGAAACAAACAAUGGACCGCUCGACUUGUCAGUUUCCAAUAGGAAACGACCUGGUCCUGAAGAUUCGCCGCCACCUCCACCACGUAAAUCAUCUAGGCACGCGUCAUCAACUCCCACUGGUCAUCAGGAUACCUCAUCAACUGCAUCCUCGUAUGGUAGAUCAGUUGUGUCCCCUUGGACGUCACCCGUAGUGGCGUCACACUUCCCAUAUUUUGCUGCAGCGGUCGCAGCAGCUGCUACUAGUCAACAGCAACUCUCGCCGAAAAGCACAGGCGGAGUAGUGGAUCACCAUCAACUUUGGAAUGGCAAGAUGAAACCACCAUCAGCAAUGGAAAAAUCUUAUCAACCAAGUGAAGCUACAAAAGCCCUCGAAAAAAUGAGCGAACUGAGCAAACUUGGCGGUGAUGAUUUGUUUCGAUCAUCUCCUGGAGGAAUUGGAAAUCCUUCCGCCACAUCUGGGAGUCGACACAGCGCCUGGCAGUCUCACUGGCUUAACAAAGGAGCUGACCAAGCGAAGGACGUACUGAAAUGCGUUUGGUGUAAACAAAGUUUCCCCACACUCGCUGCCAUGACGACACAUAUGAAAGAAGCCAAACACUGUGGCGUUAACAUGCCGGUUCCUCCUCCUUCGGUUAGUCAUCAUCAGAACAUUUCGAUAGCCCCACCUCAACAUCAACCACAAACUUCAACCAGCGGCGGAAAUAACGGAACUUCCACUCCAAGUAAGCAAAGUCCUUCCGAACUGAAUCUACUUAUUAAAGAAACAAUGCCAUUACCAAGGAAGCUUGUUCGAGGUCAAGAUGUCUGGUUAGGGAAAGGUGCAGAGCAAACAAGACAGAUAUUAAAGUGCAUGUGGUGCGGUCAAAGUUUCCGAUCUUUGGCUGAAAUGACUUCACAUAUGCAGCAAACGCAACAUUAUACAAAUAUCAUCUCCCAAGAACAAAUAAUAUCUUGGAAAUCUUCGGAUGACAGUAAGGGAUCGGGAAGCACAGGAGGCGGUGUCGGUGGAGGCACCGGUGGUCCCGGAGGUCCUCUAGGAAGUGGAAGUGGUCCACAUGGAGGUGGUAGUGGUCCGGGAGCUGGCGCAACGAGUAGUCACGUUAGUGCUGUUUUGACUUGCAAGGUUUGUGAUCAGGCUUUUAGUUCCUUAAAAGAAUUAAGUAAUCAUAUGGUAAAGAAUUCGCAUUACAAAGAGCACAUAAUGCGAUCGAUUACGGAGAGUGGAGGACGACGAAGACAGACUAGAGAAAAACGAAAGAAGUCCCUUCCUGUGCGAAAGUUAUUAGAACUGGAGCGGGCACAGAACGAGUUUAAAAAUGGUGACACUGGAGCAAGUAUUGGACACAGCUUAAGUAAACAUGCUGGUAGGAUCACGUGCGAAAAGUGCGGUGACAAGAUUGAAACAACUAUUUUUGUGGAGCAUAUUCGUCAGUGCAUUGGUGCUGGAACAGUGGGUGUUAAUCAACGGAACUUUCUCAAAAAUGCAUUAAUGUCAAAUAACAUGUCAACAGCGCUGCCAGUCGGAGAAUCUGGCAGAAAAAGCGUGACUGAAGAUACAUCACCAGUCUCGUCGAGGCAUCAUCGGUCCCCCUCUUCUGCCAGUGAUGCCACAACUCCUGGAAAAGACACUUCUACACCAAAUACCGUUGAACCUACGGGAACAUCAUCUCCUUCAGUGUUGAAUGCAAUUGAAAAACUUAUCGAGAAAAGUUUUGACUCAAGGGUUCGACAUAACGCGUCCGGUCUGCAUCAUGCUCCACCUGGUGCACCCAUGGGUUCUAGCAUUCUAAAGCGUUUAGGAAUUGACGAAAGUGUAGAUUAUACCAAACCCCUCGUAGACCCUCAAACGAUGAAUCUCCUGCGUUCCUAUCAGCAGCAUCAUUACAAUACUGGUUCAAAUGCAACCAGGCGAGAAAGAAGUGGAAGUGAAUCGAGUUCAAUUUCGGAACGAGGGAGCGGUAGGACGGAUGCUAUGACACCUGAGAGGCGUCUUGAAGUUUCUUCUGGCCAUGAAAGGCUUUCGGUCUCGUCUUCUCACACGCAUCAUCGAUCGACGCCUGAGAAGCAAACGCCUUUAACGAACCGACACGUACAAGAAGAAUCCGGAGACGAAGAGACUGUUGUUGUGAAAAAGGAACCGAGGGAAGAGGAUGCAGAAAACUUAGCGACAACCGAGACAGAACAGCCUCAGCAAGGUUCGAGGGAAGUUGUAGUGAAGAAAGAAGUAGUAGAUGAGUCGAGAGAAGAGGAAGAUCAGACAAACUUUAAUCAUAGAAGAACUGUUCAACAGGAAUUGUCAGAUGAGAAUCGAGAAGUUCUUUCACCACCAAUGAAUCCUCCAACACCAAGGUCUACUGGACAGGUUGAACCCUCGACCAGAAGUCCAUGUAGAAAUAGUACAAGUAGUCCAGCAAGUAGUGAUAGAUCAGUGACACCUAGAGGAACUCCUGAUACCAAAGCUUCAAGUAGCCUCGGAGCAUUGUCUUCUAUGUUUGAUAACCUCUCAGGUGGUGGCGGAGGGACAAGCACUAGCAAUACAGAUUCCCAAGGCCGAAAAACCAGCAGUCAUCCUUUGGCUGCUCUUCAAAAGCUCUGUGACAAAACAGAAACUCGUGGCUCUACUUCCGUCAGCAGCAGGAACGCUUCAGGUUCCACUGGCUCAUCUCAAAGCGCCGGGAGUGGAAAUGGCACCAGUACAAGCGCUGCAGGUUCUGGUCCUACGCCUGGGGCAAUUCUGGCCUUCAGUUGGGCCUGCAAUGACGCUGUCGUGACAGCGGACUCAAUAAUGAAGUGUGCGUUUUGCGAUACUCCAUUCAUUUCCAAGGGUGCUUACAGGCAUCAUUUGUCAAAAAUGCAUUUCGUUAAGGAUGGUGUCAUUCCGGAUCCCCUGACAAUUGGAAGAUCUGCAGCAUCGGCUGCGGCACUAUCCCAAUCAGGUUCCAGUGGUCCUAGUUCAUCUUCUCUACCUUCACAGCGAAACAAGUCACCUCCUAUUCCAAAUCAGGCAAAUGGAAGUCCAUCUCAAUCUGCAGCUUCUUCUCUUGAAGAAAGUCCUCAUUCAAAAUUUCUUAAGUAUACGGAACUGGCUAAACAAUUGUCCAGUAAAUACGUAUAGUCCGAGCCCCGUAAGUAGCGGUGCCAUUUGUACAUAAGUGUAUUUAUAUUGUAAUGAGUUCAGAGAAGUCAAGAUAGAUUAGUCUAAGUCCGUCGUGCCGACGACGAUACGGUUUCGUUGUUUUCUUUAGGUCUUUAUAGUACUCUUUCACUGGAAGAAAGUACAGUUUGUAUCAAAUAUUAUAAAUCUCUUAUUCAUUAAUACUUUCAAGUAUAACGUUCAGUAAAUUUCAAUUUACACUAAUUUGUCUAGAUUUAAUCCAAAAGUAAUAUAUAUAAUUUCGACAAGCAUCAACUUUGAAUGGCAGGAUAAAAAUUCGUCAUUUCGUUAUUUACAUUGUGAAAUUGCAAGAGUAUUUAGAUUAAUAUGUUUGUCAUGUCAUAAGAUGUUUUAAGUAAUGAAAUAAAUUUUAUUAAAAUAUUAUUAUACAUAAGGUAUCGUACAUAGCAUCUAAAGCUAACAUCAAAAUUUCUUUCCUCAUAAAUAUGUAAUAUAUUGUAAAGAAGUUAAAAUUUUAAAAACAUUUCCAAAAAUUAAAAAACAACUGCAAAAGCAUUUUUAAAAUGACUAUCGAAACAUCUGAAACUAACAUACUUUUCUUGCAAUGCAAAUCAAUAUAUUUCCUGUAGGUGAAAAAAUUUGUACUUGAAAGGAGUUAAUUUGAAGAUAAUUUAUAAAUUUCAGUAUUUAUUCAAUAAAUUAUGUAUUAACAUCGGCGCAUAAAAUAAAAAAAUUGCGAGUACGAAGACUGAAAUAUCAUAAGUUCUCUUCUUUCUGAUGUAUCUAAAGAGAAAAAUGUAGUCUAACAUCGAGUUUGUUGCUUGUUUUUAUUUUUACAAACCUGGAGUGUGAAGAAGAAGAAAUUGAUUUGCAUGGUUUACUUACUUUUUAUAUCUAAAACUUUUACGCUUAUAUCUGACUGAUAAUUUGUACUUAGUGACUCUAAUUAUGUAAAAACUAAAAAUAUAACAAAAUUAAAAAUGUUGGAUUCAAAAUGACGGUCCUAAAAAGCAGAUUUAAAAAAAAUUGUUCGCAUUACUUUAAGACUUGUUACUACGGAGAUUUUUGGGUCGCUGAUUAAGAAUCUGAUGUCGGUUUUGAAUAAUUCGAAAUGUCACAUCCAAUAUGUCAGAAUAAAAAAUAAAAAAUUCAUCAAAGAGUAAGGUAUUCAAAACACAAGGACAUAAAUCUAGCAUAACAUAAAAUUUUGUAUUAGACAUUCGAGUUUUUUAUAAUUUCGCGUUACAUACGAACAUAGCGAUUCGGAAAACCUCCGAAUAACAAAUUUCAAUUGAUUUCGUUUAUUUGAAUAAUUUUUUUAAUGUCAUAUUGGAUCCGUUUUUAAGAAAUAUUGCAAACCAACAUUAGAUUCGUCUUCAGCGACAACAAAAACCCCAAAGUGAUGGAAUAUGUUAUAUAAGAUUUUGAAAAAUGUCCGGAUGUACAUAUGUGAGUGGAUCCCUUUUUGUGAAAACGAUAACUCGAAGAGGUUUUAACAAAAUUGGGUAAAAAUUUAAAAAUUAUGUUACUGUAAAAUAAAAUCUUAUUUCUUAUAUGAAGACGAAUCAAAAAUCUUAUUAUUUACAUAAAAAUUGAUUUAAGUAUAUAAAGUAUAUAUUGUAAAAACAAUGUUCCUUAAUUCAGAAUUAUGUUGAACUAAUUUAAGAAUAGAGUUUUCCUAAAAUUAUAAAUAUAAAGCAUAAAUCAAAAUAUAUCGACUUGUAAAAUAAAAAUUGCACCAAACUCGAUGUCAGACUACGUUUUUUGCUUAAGACACAUUAUAAGGAAGAGAACCUAUCACAUGGCAGUCUUCGCACUCGAAAUUUUUUUUAUUUUGUCUGCCUGUGUAAUAUUCAAUCUAAGCUUUUAAUUAUUUGUAAAAUUUGUGUAUUAAAUAUUUGAUCUAAUGGAAAUUAUUUAUUUUUUUAUACAAUUCAUUAUAAUUAUCAUGACUAAUCAAAAUUAUUUUGAUUCAUAUGAAUACAAAAAAUUUUAUAAUAUAUAUACAUAAAUAUAUAUAUAUAAUUUUAUGAAAUUUAGCGGAUAAAUUUUUUAAUGACUAAAAAGUUUAAAUUGAUAAAACUUAAGAUUUAUAUAAUUCAUAAAUACUAUUUGUAAAUGAUAAUCCUAGAGUUAUGUAGAGUAAAUUUGUCUUUUCAAUUUAAAUUUUAAAACUUUAAUAUGUGCAACAUGUUGAAAGCAUAUUAAUGUGUAAACACAUAAUCAGCGCAUUUUACCAAAAAAUAAAAUAAAAAUUUUCCAGUGAAAAAGUUACUGUCGGUUGGAAGGUUGAUUGUUUUUAGUCGAAAAUCUAAAAACAAUUUAGUAUCUUAAAAAAAACAAUUUCGAUUUAUAAAAAGAAUACAAACCUUCCAAUCAAGACCAUGCGAUGCUUAUCGCAUCUUCUCGUUCCUGAGUAGCAAAUAAGACUAUCGUCAGUCAAAUGGUGUUUUAUUAAUUCUAUUCUGCUUCUACUGUUUUACUUAAGCAUAUAGAGAAAUCUGUUACUAAAAGCGCAUUCGCAAUAGUGGCUAAUGAAAAAAGUGAACCAGUAGACUUUGCGCCUUUAGUAACAGAUUUCUUUCCGUGCAGAUUGACAAAGUCUUAAUGAGAUUAACUGAAUUGUAAAAUAAAUUAUCAAUAACAAUUUUUUACGUCGUGUGAGAAUUUACUUGAUUCUAAUUCCAUGAAAAUCUUUAAUUAAAUUCGAAAAUAGUUGAAAUAUAAUUUUCUUUUAGUUUUAUUCGUCGAAUUCAUGAUUUAUAAAUUUUUAAAAUGUUCAUGUAUUUACAAGAUAUUUCCAACUUCUGGAACAUUGUAAAAAAAUUAUUUUAAAUUUAGUGGACUCCCCUCAAUCUUUAAAAGGCAAAAAUUAUAUUACUUGAAGGUUAAUUUUCUAUCAUUUAAAGAAAUCAAGUUGAAAAAACCAAAAGACACAAGUUUUCAAUUUAUUAUUUUUUGAUAAUUAUGGCUGUGUAUUGAUAAAAUCUCAAAAAUAUUCAUGCUGUUAGCAUUGUACACUUGGUUACAAGAGACCAAAACGACCAGAAUUAAGAAUUGAAUAACAUGCUUUCUCAGAUGUCAAAUUUUUAUAUUUUAUAAUGACUUAAAUAUUACAACUUAAACAAAAAAAUCUGUCAACAUACAAUAUUUUGUUUCUUAAUUUUCGAUAAAGCUAUCUGAAGAUAUAGUGACCAACGCACAAGUUCUUUUUUCGGAAAGGAUCUCAAAGAACCUAUUAUUAUGGACCUGAUUUUUAAUACUUUUGAAAAAUAAUUUCAAUAAGUUACUCACAUUAUAAUGUAAUUUAAUAUACGAAAGUUCUUAAAUAAGAAAAUUUUAUUUUAUGAAAAAAAAUUUAAAGAAAGCAUACAUUUUUUGGUCGUUUUGACUCACUUUUGUCCAAUUUAAAUAACAAAUUUUACAAUUUCAUUUCUUACUGUUUUAUAAAUAAAAAAUUAAAUACUCAAAAAAAAUUAAUACAUUUUUCCU